CCCUAUUAUUGGGUCAGGGGCCCCUUCGCGGCUGGGAACUAGGAUCCCCAUUUGCCCUUUCUUUUGGAGGAAGGGGGUGUGUCCACUUAUUUAAGGUUUGACGAUCUUGAACUCUCAUCUCGCUUGCCUCAGGGUCUGUUCCUCUCUUCGCUGGGGUCCUCAGGGGCGGUGAAGUUGGGGGUGGUUAGAAAUCUCCAGAAGGGAGGUGAGUGGUGAGGGUCCGAGCCUCGCGGGCUCGGUCGUCCUUGGAGGAGUUAGACGCGUGCAGCUGCGGUCACACGUAGUGGACAGGGAGGGCCCCGUGGUCACAGAACCGGGAAUAGAGCUGCGGGCAACAUCCGAACAUGUGGAAUCCCAACCCCGGGCAUCCAGGGUCAAGUCCAUAUCCCCCCAACCCUGCCUGUCCACCACAGGUCAAUCCAGCUUUUCCUCCUCCUCCGGGCCCCCUUCCCUGUCCUCCUGGGCCCCAACAUGGGAAUCCAGCUUUCCCUCCAUGUGGGCCCCACCAUCCUGUGCCCAACCCAGGAUAUCCAGGAUGCCACCCCCCAGGCCCCCACCCCUCUCCAUGCCCACCCCCUGGCCCUUGCAUGCCUCCUGUGAAUCCCUUGGCGCCUGGCAUGGUAGGACCAGGAGUGGUGAUGGAUAAGAAGAUGCACAAGAAAAUGAAGAAAGCGCACAAGAAGAUGCACAAGCAUCACAAGCAUCAUGGCAAACACUCCUCCUCCUCCUCCUCUUCCAGCAGUGACUCUGACUGAACACAGGGCCCGGACCCUCCCCUCCAGUCUCACCAGCUGUACUCUCCCAUCAAGCUUCAGAUGCCCUUGGCCCCCACCCCAGCCCACCUCCACCCGAGCCUCACUCACCCGAGCUGUUCAGCCCUGACUGGCUAGGCCCAGUGGGAAGAGGAUUGCCGUGGGCUAGCAAAGGCCGUCUUAUUGCCGCUUGGAUAGAUCUUAUAGCUUGAGAGUUUAGCAGGGGAACUGUUUUCUGAAGAUAAUGAAGACUAAGAUCUGAAAAAUGUGAUUUUUUUUCCUUCUUUUGUAAUACUUCUGACUGGGGGGUGGUAUCUGUGGAAAUGUUAAUUUUAAAGAAAAAAAAUCUGUGCCUUUGUUGUGAUGGUGGCACACUUGGGUGUGCCUAUAGCAGGUCUGCUCCCCAGCAGGCCUUUCAUUGAUUGUACCGACUGCAAGGCUGCUGGGAAGUGCAGUCUAUUUGGUUGAUGAGCUCUGAGUACUAUUUUGGAAUGUAAUCUCACAUCCUCAGCCAAAGAUGCUAUCUCUGGGCCUCUAGUUUCCCGUCUCUCAGUCCAAAUAAAGCCAUUUCUCCUGGUCUCUGUU
Oryctolagus cuniculus (rabbit) is the source of this 1337-nucleotide messenger RNA. Lineage: Eukaryota; Metazoa; Chordata; Mammalia; Lagomorpha; Leporidae. The record is from RefSeq and is a predicted model, not a curated record.